This is a messenger RNA of Penaeus indicus, 1166 nucleotides long. Its product is annotated as zygotic gap protein knirps-like. The coding region runs from base 15 to 1166 and encodes 383 amino acids. Gene Ontology annotation, cellular component: chromatin; nucleus. The record is from RefSeq and is a predicted model, not a curated record. The transcript is spliced from 4 exons. Gene Ontology annotation, molecular function: nuclear receptor activity; estrogen response element binding; zinc ion binding. Gene Ontology annotation, biological process: regulation of transcription by RNA polymerase II. Lineage: Eukaryota; Metazoa; Arthropoda; Malacostraca; Decapoda; Penaeidae.
CGCCGCCCGGAGCCAUGAACCAGCAGUGCCGCGUGUGUGGCGAACCGGCCGCCGGCUUCCACUUCGGCGCCUUCACGUGCGAGGGAUGCAAGUCGUUCUUCGGGCGGACGUACAACAACGUGUCGUCUCUGGGCGAGUGCAAGAACGGCGGCCGCUGCGUCAUCAACAAGAAGAACCGCACGGCGUGCAAGGCCUGCCGCCUGCGCAAGUGCCUGCUCGUCGGCAUGUCCAAGAGCGGCUCCAGGUACGGACGUCGCUCCAACUGGUUCAAGAUCCACUGCCUGCUGGAGGACCGGCGCUCGUCCGCGGCCGGCGAGCUGGGCGGGUCGGGCGGCUCCGAGUGCUGGAGUGGCCCCGGCACCAGCGACGACGAGGGCGACGCCAUCGACGUGUGCGGCCCCCCGGAGGUGCCUCGUGGGUCGCCGCCGCCCGCCCGCACGUCGCCCGCGCUCAGCAGCCCGGACUCGCACGCGUCGGACAACUCGUUCCCCCUCGGCGGCGGCACCCCCCCGCCCUACUCCCUCUACCCCUACUUCUCCCCCCACACGGCCUGCUACGCGCCCUCCUACGACCUCUCCUUCGACGCCCCCGCCAUUAGACGCUCCCCCGAGGUAAGCCUGAGGGUGGGCCGCGCCCACAGCCCGCCCGCAGGCGCUGGGCACCUCAGGGCGCCCACAAAGCGCCCGGCUGAGUGCCCGGCGCCCCUCCCGCUGGCCAAGAGGCUGCGCCUGCUGGAGGAGAGGAGCGCGGCGGACGAGGCGCACCCCCGCCUGGCGCCGCCGCUGCUGCAGCGCCGCUCCGACGUGACCGUCUCAGUGUCCGUGAGGAAGGAGGCCCCGACCGCCUUGCCCGUCGGGAUCGCCCUGAAGGCCGCGACGCCCCCGUCGGACGUGCCAAUGGACCUGUCGGUGCGAUCCAGCGCCGCGUCUCCGCCCGACGCCGGCGCCGACCACGACAUCCUGGACUUGUCCCUCAAGUCCCGCCAGGACCCGAAGGAGGAGGACAAGGCCGAGUCCGCGAAGCCCGAGAAGGAGACCUGCCUGGAGAGCCCCGAGCGGCCGACGGCCUCCGCCCCCGGGGUGGCCGUAGGGAUGGGGGUGUCCUGCGCCCUCACGCCCCUGAACCUCGCCCUCCACCUCCAGCCGCGGGCGCGCUCCGUCUCCUAG